AGUUGAAACCAUCUUCAAAUCUUGAAUUUUGUUCACUGCAAAUUUUACACUGUUAGCUUAAUUACCUAAUUUCGAUAAUAAACAAAUUGUUUUGUGUCAUCUAGAGAUUUUAUUUUAAUCAAAAAUCAAGAUGAAUGGACUUGAAGAAGUUGGUAUACCUGGAAGGGAAUAUCUUCGUGAAGCAUUAACAAAUUGCAACGAUCCUUUACAAGCUAUCCAAGAAUUCCAAACUGAAAAUGGUAUUUUAUUACCCUCAUUACGAACAAUACUUCCAUUAUUGGACCUCCAUGAAGUCAAGAGAUACGAUUUUCAUCACUCAGUAUUGGAAGAGUUGAAAGAUAAAUUACUGAAACAAAUCGACAAAAUGGCUUCAUCCGAGUCAACUGAUAAAGAAAAAAGUCUCAAAGAAUUAUUGGAAAAAAGUUUCCCUGUUAUAAGGAUACAGACUUUACAACCAAUUGUUAUGUCUUUAUUGAAAAAUUUAGAACGUAUUGAUGAUAAAUAUUUGAAACAAAUUGUUGCUGAUAGAGAGCUUUAUGAAAAGUGUGAUCUCUCAGUUAAGCGACAAAUCUGGCAACAGCAUCAAGGAUUGUUCGGUGACGAAGUUUCGCCGCUAUUUAGCGCAUAUAUAAAAGAGAAAGAUACUAUGCUUUUUUCACUCCAGUCAGGAUCUUUUUUUGCAAUGACUCCAAAACAAAGGCGCCAAAGCGAAAUAAUACAAAAUUUAGUGAAAAUAAUUGGUCGCAAUGUAUUACUUUAUGAUACUUGUUUGCAAUUUCUCCGAACACUUUUUUUGAGCACAAAAAAUAGUCACUAUUGUACGUUACGUGUUGAUCUGCUGAUGGCCUUACAUGAUGCCGAUAUUCAGGAUAUUACUUCCAUGGAUCCUUGCCAUAAAUUUGCUUGGUGUCUUGAUGCCUGCAUAAGAGAGCAAAACAUUGACCCAAAGAGAUCUCGUGAAUUACAAGGUUUUCUUGAAGGAGUCAAGCGUGGUCAAGAACAAGUAAUUGGCGAUUUAUCCAUGACCUUAUGUGAUCCAUAUGCUGUCAACUUUUUGGCAAACAAGGCAAUUAAAAUAGCCAAUAAUUUGAUAAAUAAUGAGAACCUUGCUCGUGAAAACCUAGUGUUAAUGUUAAUUCUAAGAAUGUUAAAUUUGGGCUUACAUUCAUGGGACAUUCUGAAUUCGCAAGUAUAUAGAGAACCUAAACUCGAUGUUGAAUUGGUGACUCGAUUUCUUCCUGUGUUAAUGUCCUUAAUCGUUGAUGAUCAAGUUCGUGCUGUUAAUUCAAAGUUACCUCCUGAUGAUCGAGAAUCAGCUUUAACUAUUAUUGAACAUUCAGGACCUCCUCCAGAUUUGUAUCAAAAAUUCAUUACAGAAGACCGUUUAGCUACUGAGCUAGCCAUUUAUUAUACUUUACAGGUAUUACGUCAAAAAGAUCGAAAUGCAGUUGUCCGAGUUUUAGGUUUUUUAUCGAAUUGUCAUGACAAUCGGAUAUCUGAUGAUCGUAUUCUUCACAGUUUAGUGUCAUUCCUGAUUCCAAUGGCAGAUGAAUUUUCAUUAGAAGAUUUUUGCACAGCUGUUUUCGAUGAAAUUUUCCUUUCCAACCUUGACCAACUCAAUGUACCAUAUCAUUUAAUCAAGCUUAUGCACCAUGUUUACAAUCAUCUUCCUGCACAUCGACUAGAUCUGUUAAUCAAAACAUUGACCGCAUGUCCAAUUGAAAAUGAGAAAGCUAAAGAAAUGUUAACUGAUUUGGUUAAGAAAGUGGAAGAUUUUAAAGCUGAAGCUGAUAAAAAAGCUGAAGAACCUCCUCAAGAAGAUAUUGCACUUCCAUUGCCAGUUGUUUAAAGUACAAAAAAAGCUAUUUUUCCCUUCAAACCGGUGUUAUAUAAUUGUAAAGACUCAUUGAAUUUAAUCAUCUUCCAUAUCACAUAAAAUAAAUCUCAUUGUAACUUUUAAAUCAUCCCAGAUUCAAAUUAAACUGGACAUAUGAAGCUCUAUAAUUGCUUAAUGGUCAACUCUCCUGCUUUAUUGUAAUUAGUCAUGAAAAUUUUACACUAUUCUAAGUAUUAUCUUGCAC
Molecule: messenger RNA, 2081 nt
Organism: Tetranychus urticae (two-spotted spider mite)
Lineage: Eukaryota; Metazoa; Arthropoda; Arachnida; Trombidiformes; Tetranychidae
Gene: NELF-B
Product: negative elongation factor B
Biological process (GO): negative regulation of transcription elongation by RNA polymerase II
Cellular component (GO): NELF complex; nucleus
Source: RefSeq, a predicted model, not a curated record